AUGGCCUACGUUAUGUUUCAAAUUGAUCUCCGUUGCUCAUCCGGUUCUAAUGGUCUUACCUGGUCACAAGAGCAUGCCACGGCCUAUGCUGAUGAUCUGCAUUUCCGAUGGAUGAUGUUGGCUGUUCGGGAUCUGCGGCAGAUGCGUGAGGAGCUGGCGGAGGUGUUGAAUGUGCUUUUCGAGAUGGGUCUCACUAUUAACAGGGAGAAAUCAGUCUUGGUCAUUUCUGUCAAAGGGAUACAAGCUCAGACCUGGCUUCACAAGCAUAUCAGUAAAAACUCUGCUGGCCAGCGACAGUUCUGCUACAAUGAAUUUCGGAAGUGGCACCUGCCUAUAGUAACAUCCUACAAGUAUCUUGGCGUUAUACUUUCCUAUGGCUCUUUUGAAGAACAGACGGAGUGUGGAAUACAAUACGCCGACUUCCACAAACUCAAGCUACAUGAAGGAAAAGUUCAUGGCGUCAAGGCGCCAGUCCGGGCUGAGUACUUGACCAGGGAUGCCUAUUCAAUCAACGGUGUUCCGCAGUGCAGGUUCUGCAAAGCCCUCUACACCACUUGGAGUUCACUUCGCAGGCGCAUUGAACAGAACAGUUGUCCAGGUCUUAGACGCACAAGUCAACAUGGUUCUGAGAUAUCAUGCGCUACGAUUGUUGGUGCAGAUGAAACGCUGAGGGUAGGGGCCUCGAUGUGGAAGUCGCUUUCAAACUCGCAAUCUGAUACCAAUGGCGUUACGCCGCUCGUUGCCCAGGCAGAGAAGAUGGAGUACUUGCGUGCGCACGGCUGGCGAAAGUUUCUUGCUCAGUUUGCAUCGCAAUGCGACCUUCAUCACACCUGUGGGAUUUGCACGCAGUGGGUGGUUGACGGCAGGGCAAUCAGGCAACAUUACAAGAAAUCUCACGCCAGCAUUUGGGCUCGCUAUUCAGCGCAGUACGAGGCUGAAGUCAAGCAGCUUCGUAAAAUAGCAGUAUCGCCUUGUCGCUAUUGCGGGGCCAGAACCUCUGAUGCCCGCCAACAUGCAGGCAAUUGCACAUAUGUUUUUCAGAGCUUCUUGAUCCUUUGUCAUAUCUCUUGGGCAGGAGCCGGACAGCAGGCGGCGGCGGUCGACCAAGAGAUGAUGGCAGUGCUAGGCGGACUCCUGCCGAGCAUGCAGGCCUUAGCAGAGAGCAGUCAACAGCUCGGCAAGCGUCAGCUGGACUCGGGCUCCCCCGCGAGGCGCAAGCACAAGUGGGUCAAGGGAGACGGAAAGGGUGCUUCAUCGAUGACUACUUCCAACGACCUGCUCCCACUGAUAAAGCUAUUGGUGGCUCUCGUUCUGCGACAGGGCGACAGUCUUGGUCGUCUGGAAACAGACACAGGCUAUUUUUUGGCGCUGAAGGUCCCAGGCGAGGAGUCGCUGGCUUUGACAAUGGUCAAAGUCCAAAUGGCGAGAUCUCAAGUUGAAGGAUCCUGCUCAGUUGAAAAUGAGCCUCCGCACCACCCUGUUCGUGGCCUUGUUGCAAGAGCUGGGUGCCAGGGCAGAGGCGCUCUUGACCAAUCCAGAGAAGAUCUGAACCCCGCCGAGAAAACCCUGGAGAUCUGCCCCGCUCCGACCCCGCUGAAAAUGGAGACCUUCAUUCAGCAGGUCAAGCAGACGCAACAGGCAAUUCUUGUUCCCGAACAUGUCACACGUUUUCAGGCGACAAAGCCGCCGAACGAGGAGCGCCUGGGGGAAGUGCUACCCUUUUUGAUAGACGUGUCGCUGCGUCCUGGUGCAGCCCGGGUCCAUCAGAACCUGAGAUCCUGGGUGGAGUGUGCAGCCCUGCAGCUCAUCGGAGCUCGGCUUCGGGGUGCGAGGCAGAAGCGCAGUCAGCAGAUGAACCAGCUACAGCAAUGGUUGACAGCCGACGUCACUUCAUAG
Molecule: messenger RNA, 1896 nt
Organism: Symbiodinium natans
Lineage: Eukaryota; Dinophyceae; Suessiales; Symbiodiniaceae
Source: the annotation of a GenBank genome assembly